AUGGCGCUCUUCGCGCAGCUACCAGCUGACCUGAACGAGGAGAUCGGGCUGGCGCUCUCGAACAAGCUCAACAUAAGCCAGCUCAACUUCCUGCGCCUGGUGAACAAAACCUGGAGAGGCGCAGUCGAGGGCGGCCAGUUUGGUUCCCUCGGUAGACUUCUACGUCCGGGUCUGCCGAAACUGGCCAUCCUAUUCCGAAACGACGCCACGAGCUGCGAAGAGUCUGAGCUAGACACAAGCGUGGCGGUGGCGCUUCCCGCCAUAGGGAUCGUCGAUGAAGCCACGUGGCGCGUCCACAUCUUUCCGCUGAGCUCGACUGGACCGCUCUUCGUUCAUAAACAAACGCACGUCGUCCUUCUGGGGCGUUCCAUUUUUACCUUCACGAACCUAAAGCCCAAGUCCAUUUUCUCGGGAUUUAGGGAAGCGGGAACAGAGGAAGAAUGGAGACGCGAGGAGGCUUCCGUUCCGGUCCGGUGCCUUGAAGCGGCGGAAGCCUCUUGCCAAGUGCUGGCACCCCUUCGAGAGCUGACGCAAAAGGGGCGGUGGCAGUUAGCCGUUCGGAACGGGGGUCAGCCAGAACUGCUAGAACUGCCACUUUUAAGAAAGGGACUCGCCUCGCGACCAGUGCGAGGGGCUCUGAAUCUGAAGAGAGGGCUUCUCAUAUUGUCUUCAGAGGAAGCGUACUUGGACGGCGGCGAAGUGAAGUAUGUUUGGGAGCGGGGCGCAGGCAUCGAGUGGUCGCCGCAGAAUUGCAGGGUGGUUUGGGCGGCGGAGUUUAAGGGUUAG
Klebsormidium nitens is the source of this 786-nucleotide messenger RNA. NCBI's taxonomy places the organism in Eukaryota, Viridiplantae, Streptophyta, Klebsormidiophyceae, Klebsormidiales, Klebsormidiaceae. The record is from the annotation of a GenBank genome assembly.